AUAAUAUUUACCAUGAGCAGUAUAUAAGUUGGAGAAUCACGUAUAAUUUUUAAAGUUUUCUGUUACGUGCCAUUAAGUUUGAAACAAAAAAGAAAUAGUAAACUUCGUCUGAUUAUUCCUGUGUAUUAAAUAUACGAAUAAGUUUGACAUCAAGGCGACAUUUAAAUAUCAAUUGGAAAAAGUUACAAGACAUUGUUUAUCAAUCAUGAUAAGACUGGCAAUAAUCUGCUUUCUAAUUUCCAUGAUCGAAAGCAAAGAUUUUAACUUUGGUAUUGAUCAGUUAAAUAAAUUAGCACUAGAUUUCGAGGAUUCGAAAUUUCGAAUGGAUGAAGCAACUCGAGGUCAAAGUGGAAAUGCGGCAAUUGUCAUAGGCAAUGGAAGAGGGGGCAAAAGUACACUAAUUAAUUACUUAAUGGGAAAUGAAUUGGUAGCUUACAGGCUUCAUAAUUAUGAUAGCAUUAAAAUAAAAAAAGCUAACGAAAGUAUCCAAGGACCAGAAAUUGGUGCUGGACCACUGUCAACGACUACAAUUCCCUUAAAAUGGAAGUCAACAAGGCCAGAAUUACAGAAUUUGGACUUAUGGGAUGCUGCUGGAUUUUCGGAUAAUAGAGGUGUAGAGCAAGAUUUAAACAAUUCCUUUAAUCUGUAUCAUUUGACAAAAAAAUUAGAUUCUCUGAAAUUUAUUUUAAUUAUCGGCUUUGACGACAUUCAUAAUACAAAUAUUCAACAUAUUUUGAAACUUUUAAGAACCUUAGAAAAAUAUUUUUAUUACAAUUUUGAAGAUAUGUUUCAAAGUAUAUCAGUAAUUAUCUCAAUAGCACCUCAUCAGAGUGAUAAUGGAUUUCCAGUCAAUUAUGAUUAUCUAAAUUAUAAAUUAAAUAGCAGUUUAUUAUCAAGUCCAGAAUUGGAUAUAUCCGAAGUUUCAAAAGACUUUGUACGGUAUAUAAUAAAUAAUAGACAACAAGUAGCAUUCUUCAGGAAAGCGGAGAAAUUAGGGAAAGUUCAUUCUGACAUCGAUGACAAUAUUAUUCCAGCUAUUAAUAAUAGCAAGAGCAUAAGCUACUCAUUUCACCAGAAUGUAGGUUUUCCAAUUUCAGAGUACUCUAAAAAUUGCCUACUACACGCCAUUGAUGACAUGCUGAUCCUAAGUGAAUUUGACACAUUACAGAAACAAUUUGAAAACUUGUUCAUUGAACAGUUUGAUGCUUUGAAUAAAUUGGAAGAUACAAAUACAUUAAGAGCAAAUAAAGACAAUUUAGAAAAAAUCUACAAUCGUAUUGAUAUUUUGGCAUGGGAUAAUUUGGAUGCAAAGGUUAAAAUGCAAAUUCUGAGUGUUAAUUUUGAUACUGCUAUAAACUUCACUGAGGAUGAAUUACUUAAGAAAAUUAACAUAGCUGAAUUUAUUGAUAGUUUACUUACGACUGACAAUAUGGAAAGAAUUCAUAUUGCAUUAGAUGCAAUUAUUAAUUCAGUAUAUUACAGAAUAGCACAACUGAUUUCAUUAUGUGAACUGAAGGUUAACCAAAUAUCAUUAACAGACUAUAAAGAAAAAAUGAGCAAAGAUAAUGCGAUGCUUGCCAAGGAAAAAAAAGAUUUGCAGGAUAGAAUACAAAAGCUGCAGAAAGAACCAAAUCAAGAAUGCUUAUUGGACAAAUUUGUACGGAAUGUUAAAGAAACUUAUACGGUCAUAGUUGAUGAAAUUGGGUAAUUGUAAUUUAAAAAAGAUGGUGUCGUCUACUGUAUCUAAACAAACAAGUAUUUAAAAAAACAAUCAUUAUAUAUUAUUACAAUACCCAAUUUCCAUAAUAUCUUCUCUUGAAAAUUUUCAGUAAAAUUUUAAAGAAUAAUAGCUUUUUUCGACAAAUUCAUUAUCAUAAUUUCAGUGAUUGAAGCAAAUAUAAUUUAAUUGACUAAAAGAUUAUUUGAUAUAAAUAUUUAUUUGAUAAUACACAAGUAAUCGGAUAUUUGAAUGAAAUAUAUUUUUUUCAGUGUAGU
Messenger RNA from Leptopilina heterotoma, 1995 nucleotides. RefSeq lists its product as uncharacterized. NCBI's taxonomy places the organism in Eukaryota, Metazoa, Arthropoda, Insecta, Hymenoptera, Figitidae. The record is from RefSeq and is a predicted model, not a curated record. The transcript is spliced from 2 exons. Bases 206 to 1708 code for a protein of 500 amino acids.